AUGUCUACUCAUACUGAAAUCGCUCAAAUAUUUCACGGAACCUUUAUACAUCCAGUGUCCUUAGAUAACUUGGAAAUUAUCGAAAAUGGGUUAAUGGGCGUAGACGCACAUGGGAGAAUUGCAUUUGUGGAGCGAGGGGUCAUUGGUGAUUUGAAGAUUCGUGAAGUUUUAUCAAAGUGGAAAGUAGUAGUAAAUGGCGAAGAGAAGGUAAGAUUUUUAACAAUGGGUCAAUUUCUAUUGCCUGGUUUCAUUGACACGCACACCCAUGCAGCACAAUAUCCAAAUGCUGGCACAGGGAGGGACCUUCCUCUACUCGAAUGGCUAAAAAAAUACACCUUUCCGCUAGAAUCUUCAUUUUCUUUGCUUUCGUACGCUCAAAAAAUAUACCCGAUAGUCGUGGAUCAAUUAUUGCUCAGCGGCACAACCACUGCCGUCUAUUUUGCGACGAUCCAUCUUGAAUCGAGUAAAUACCUUGCACAGGUCGCAUACGAAAGAGGACAGCGUGCGUUCGUGGGAAAAGUGAGCAUGGAUUGUAACGCGCCUAAUUGUUUGAUCGAAGUGGUGGAAGAGAGUAUCAAAGAAACUGAAUCUUUUGUUCAGUAUGUGUUAGGUUUGGAUCCUAAUGAAAAUAAUGACUAUGACGGUGAAUACGAGAGAAGGGGUACGCGAUUAGUGACUCCGGUGUUAACUCCGAGAUUUGCGGUGUCGUGUACCUCGAAAAUGCUGGAAGCUUUGGGUAAGCUGGCGAAGAAAUAUGAUGAUAUACCGAUUCAAUCACAUUUAUCAGAAAAUCAAGAAGAAGUAGCAUUUGUCAAAGAAUUAUUUCCCCACAUUGAGAAUUAUACAAAGGUAUAUGACGAUCAUGAACUAUUGAAUGAUCGAUCGAUCAUGGCUCAUGGUAUUUAUUUGUCCGAGUCGGAACGAGCAUUGAUCAAAGAACGGAACGCAGGAAUAUCACAUUGUCCAAAUUCCAAUUUCACUAUUUUAUCAGGUGUUUGUAAUGUACGUCAAUUACUAGAUGACGGGAUAAAAGUCGGAUUAGGAACCGACAUUAGUGGUGGUUCGGCAAAAAGUAUAUUGAACGCUGUACGGAAUGCAGGUGUCGCUAGUCGGGUGAUUUCCAUGUCGUCGUCUAACAAUGACAACGAAAUGAGACAACAACCUCUUUCGCUACCUGAACUCUUGUAUCUUGCUACAAUGGGCGGAGCACGGCUGCUUAAUCUCGAGAACGUAAUUGGGAAUUUCCAAGUCGGAAAAGAAUUCGAUGCUUUGUUGGUCGAUACCGUCACUCCUGUUGAUCCGGCUCCUUUUAAAGUGUUUGAAGGAAUCGAUGACAGUGAUGUGUUGAGAAUGUUUGAAAAAUUUAUGUUUUUGGGCGAUGAAAGAAAUUUGAGAGCUGUUUAUGUUAAAGGACGAAUGGUUUCUGGAGUCGAGUUUAUUAGGAAUAAUAAGAGUAGCACUAGUAAUAGUGAUGAUGAUGCUAUUAUCAUGAAGAAAAUUAACGAAUAUAAGAAUAGUGGAAGGUGUCCCGUUUGUAACGAUAGUAAAAAUUAA
Ambispora gerdemannii is the source of this 1554-nucleotide messenger RNA. The record is from the annotation of a GenBank genome assembly. Lineage: Eukaryota; Fungi; Glomeromycota; Glomeromycetes; Archaeosporales; Ambisporaceae.